GUAUCAUAAGAUCUAUGUUUAGCUUCAUUGAUACUUUGGUAGGCUUUUUUUUGCAUUUUUUCUUGCUUCUUUAUAUUUUUCAAUAUUUCUAUAUUUCUACAAAUUUUCCAUAUUUUAUACUAAUUUCUUUUUGUCUUAACCACCUUUUGGACUUCUUGAUCCCAUCACCAACUUUGUUUACCACCCAAGUAUUUUCCUUUGGAGUCACCUAAAACCUCUUUUGCUAUCCUUACAAUAUAAUUUGCCAUUUUAUUCCAACUACUAUUUGCAUCAACCAUAUCCCCUAUUAUCCAAUCACACUCUUUUACAAGUCACACCCUACAACUAGUAGAAAUCACACACAGUAGAAAUCACACACACACAAUACAAUGCAUCAAAAAAUUUAAAGCAUACAAUUUUGGGUGUGAAUCCAAGCUAGACUAAAAAUCCAUGCAAUAGUAAUUUUUUUUAUAAAAUUUUGUUAUAUUCCAAGAUUUGCAAGUGAAAACACAAAACACAAAAGUAAAUAUAUUAAGCCUACAAAUCCUAAACACAAAAAUCACCACAGCUAACCAACUAUUUGAAAAAAUUAUUAAUAAUAGCAAUAAAAAAUAACAAGAGAGGAGAAGAUGUCACCAGUGGCUGAAACUAAAAAGGUAAAGACAACUGCCUGAAAAAUACCCUUUGAUGCAGGAAAAUUAAUGCGGUGGCUGAAAUUAAAAGGAAGGCAAUGACAACUGAUUGAAAAUACUAUAGUGAAUACCCCUUGGUGCUAAAAAUUUUAUGCGAUGGCUAAAAUGGCAAGGUUGUAUUCUAGGCAAAGUUGGGUGCCCCAAUAGAAAAGGCAAUAACAAUUGGCUGAAAAUACUGUGGUAAAUAUCCUUUGAUGUUGAAAAUUUAUUGCCGAUUAAUGAAAAUCAAUUGAAGAAUAUGGAAAGCAACAAGGGAUUGCAAGAAUUCUUCAAUUCAAAUUCAAGAUUUGUGAUGGAGUUGAUUAGUCAACAAUGUCGAUGUAACCUCUCAUGCAAGUCACGCCACCUCACAUUCUCAUGGUCUGAGCUUCUAUAAACGAAAGAUUAAUGUACAGCUUAAUUGAUGACUGACCUGGGAAUUCUUGAUGUUUAUUUUAUCCCAAAUCUCACUGAAAAAGACGUCUGCGAAGAGCAUGAUCUAGAAUGACGAACCUGCUGGUACCUGAAGGCUCUUUUCCAGCAUGAUCUUGAGCAAAAGUACACAAUUGUGUGGAUUUUCAGAAGCUCAAGAAAUCAUUUUUGCAAAGAAUACGAACAUAAGUGAAAUUACAGGGAAAUAUGUUUUCUCGAAGAUAAGUGAGGAAACUGAGAGAAAGUAGGGACAAACAUAUUCUUGCAUAUCUCAGGCUCACCCUUUCUACUUUCUCUCAUUCUUCUUGUACUGCUACCCACGGCUUUGGAUCACUGGCCUUUUGUUUUUUUUGUACUGCUGUGGUUGUAUUCACAUUGUUAGACUAGACCAGAGCUUCAGAUUAUUGGAUGAUGAUUUGGCUUACCGAAUCCUGCUCUUCACAGCAAUCAUUCUCGGAGGAUCUCCUAUCAGGUGACUUCUUCCACAUGUUUUUGUUUCUCCUCUUUUCCCUUCUUUAGGUCCCUUCUAAGGUCAGCAAAAUCUUAGGGAUGGUGCAAAACCAUUGAACUUGCUGAUUGUUUUUUUGGAUUCACGAAGAUGAUGAUAUGUUUCAUGUUGAUAAUGAUAUGUUCAUGCUUACUUAUCUAGAAUCAAAUUUAUCCUUUGUUGAUGUAAUGAAGUAGCUAGGAAGGGAAGUAGUUGCAGGACUUGCCAUUUCAUGUUUCCACAUGUUUGAUUUAUAAUUGCUCUCAUAUAAAAAAUGUUUUUUUCCCCAUUUUCUUUAUUUAAAAUUUUUUUUUUUAUGAAAUUUUGUUUCCCAUGUGAGCCACUUUUGUCCAAAGACAAAUAUGUGCAGGGUGGCUGUGUAUAUUAGGCAAUGGAAAUUUUCUUUUCACAUCUAGGACAAAUUCCCCUCACUUCAUUUUCUUCUUUUCUUUAAACCAAAUAUCUCUAUCUCUAUAUUAUAAAAGCGUGAAGGAAGAAUUGGAACAGCAGAAAUGUCAAUUUUAUUGUGCUGCCUUUUCUGCUCCUGCAUUGUAACACUACUUUCAGGGGCUUUUUGGUAAAACUUGGAGAGGCAGAGAGGGUCUGGCACUUCUUCUGCAGUCAUUUAGUGCCUCACUCACCUCUUCUUCACCAAUGAAGCCUCCCUUUCUGCGACCUUAUUCAACAACCAUGAUGUCCGUUCCCAGAGCUCCCUUCAAUCACCGACCCCUUUACCCUCUGAUUGCAACCAUUGACGAUCCCAAGUGGGAGGUUUUCCGAUUGAAUGGAGAGGCGAUGCAGUGGUGGCGGUGGUGGCUGGUUUGUGUUGUUCUUCCUGCAUUACUUGAUGCUUCUGGUGAAGCCUUGGCUUUAUGUGGAGGAUUUUCUCGGAAGAGAGUGUUACAGGAAGCAAGGGUUUGGGGAGCUGUUGUUGGUGGUUGUCUUGCAGGUGGCGACAAUGGGGAACAGGAGAGUGGAGUGGUGUUCGCUUGACUGGAAUUCUAAUGUUAUUAGUUUUUAUGAGGAGAUGGGUACUCAAGUGUUGCAGGAAUGGAGGAUUUGCAGGUUAACUGCUAAUAAUUCAGCCCCUUUGUUUGAUGGUUGUGCUGAUCUUCAGAAGCUUCAAGGCUUAUGGGAUAAUGAAUGGGAGUACCUACAAUUGAAUUAGUUCAGAAAAGGGUUUCACCUGAAUAUGCUUGGAAUGUAACUCUAGACACUUACUCUAUUUGCUUUUUUUUUUUUGCCCCCCAGCAUGGAGAAAGAAGAAAUACAUUUCACUUAAACUCGUGAAUUAAUAGAUCUCCUAUGAGAAAAAAAUUACAUUCACAAUUUCCAUAAACCAUUAGAAAAUAAUGUCAAGUGGGGUAGUUUCAUUUGAUUGUACUACAUACACUUUUUAAGUGAAAAUUAUACAUUUCAUGGUUUCUUACCCAGCUGGAU
This is a messenger RNA of Malania oleifera, 3009 nucleotides long. RefSeq names its product GCN5-related N-acetyltransferase 8-like. The record is from RefSeq and is a predicted model, not a curated record. The transcript is spliced from 2 exons. Gene Ontology annotation, molecular function: N-acetyltransferase activity. Lineage: Eukaryota; Viridiplantae; Streptophyta; Magnoliopsida; Santalales; Ximeniaceae. The coding region runs from base 2354 to 2737 and encodes 127 amino acids.